AUUCGACCCCACACGCCUAGCCGCCGACGCAGGCCAUCCCGACUCCGCCCGCCGGCUGGUCGGAGUUCUCCCUCCCGGUCCGGAAAUCCUCGCCGCUGGCUCCUCCGUCGACUCCAGGGGACGAGUACAACAGGUACGGUGCGGUGGGACAUGCCUAAUGGUGCAGAAGCAAGUGUGUGUGCAUUAUCAGGCAGAUGGAUGGACUCGUUCAGGAUCGACAUGACAGACGUGUGCCGCUCGACGAAUACUAGCAACAACUAUGACGAAGAUGGCAGAGCACCUCAAAGAGAGGCGUUGAACAGGGCCAUGUCAUGUUCGUGCUGGUCCUGAGGUCGUCACCGAUCCAGCCUUUCUUGUGACCAGGAACAUGGAGGCCUGAUCAAUAGAAGGAACCCAAAAAAAAAAGAGUCAUGGAGUACAUUGAUGCAUUGGAUUAUCAUGAUGCCAUGCUUUGAGGGUACUGUUGAGAGAAAAUUCUGUGGCCAGCAAUGUAGAAUGGUGUGAUAUUUUUUGGGCCUAUCAUUAUGAUGGUGCCUUUUAUCUUGGUGACUAAGUUUAGUCUGCCUCGAUGAUUGCAGUGCCUGCUCUGUGCUGAUCCAGUGAUUCUUAAUUCUGUGCGGUUUUGCUCGC
This is a messenger RNA of Zea mays, 630 nucleotides long. RefSeq lists its product as uncharacterized. Lineage: Eukaryota; Viridiplantae; Streptophyta; Magnoliopsida; Poales; Poaceae. The coding region runs from base 151 to 330 and encodes 59 amino acids. The transcript is spliced from 3 exons. The record is from RefSeq and is marked validated.